AUGGAAAUGAGACGCACACUCCCAGUCGACCUAGGUGCUGUAUCUGACAUGGUACAUGAUUUGGAGUGGGUAAAAGAUACGCUGUCGAUAAAACAACUUCCCACACCGUUCGAGCAGCAGCCGGAAGUCAAUCCGUCAUCGAAGAGACUACACCCUUACCACGCCCUCAAACACAUCUUCUCUACCAUCGAGCACGGAAGUAUCAUAAUCCUCGAUGGCAGCGAAGCGGCCCUCUGGGCCGUGGAGGUUCUAUCCCUCUGUUCACCUAGCGCAGUGAUCAAGUCAACUGGAAACUUAGGGUUCCUCGGCAACGGCUUCGGAUACGAAUUGGGAGCAGCCAUCGCGGCGCCGGACCGCAAGCGGUUUGAUCUUGAUAUCAUGACUAUCGUCGUGAACAAUUACUGCUGGGGUAUGAGCUCGAAUGGGCAGGAGUUGGUGUAUGGGGAGGAGAAUCCGGCACGACCUAUCAGUUCGCUCAGCCCUUUGCUGGAAUAUGACGUUGUGGCGAAGGGAAUGGAGAAUGCGAGCGCGAAGUUGGAGAAGAUUGAGGAUAUUGAGGGUGUGAUUAGGAAGAUGUGGGAGGUGAAGGGGCCUCGUUGUAUCUAUUUGAUUGUUGAUGAUAAGCCGAUUCAUCCACUUACAGCUGCGAUGGUUGGGAAGACGAACGAUCCGAAUUUAGUCGUGGUGUCGCACUAUGAAAAUGUGCCCAGCGGCGGAUUGCACCAUACAUCCAAAAAUAUCUGUAGUUUAGUGUCAGUCUGUUAA
Messenger RNA from Paracoccidioides lutzii Pb01, 765 nucleotides. RefSeq lists its product as hypothetical. The transcript has 3 exons. The record is from RefSeq and is a predicted model, not a curated record. Gene Ontology annotation, cellular component: acetolactate synthase complex; mitochondrion. The coding region runs from base 1 to 765 and encodes 254 amino acids. Gene Ontology annotation, molecular function: thiamine pyrophosphate binding; flavin adenine dinucleotide binding; acetolactate synthase activity. Gene Ontology annotation, biological process: L-valine biosynthetic process.